UCCAUCUUCCAAAAUUCCCUUUUAUAACUAACCAACUAUGAAAAACUGAUAGUACUUCAUUAAAGAAUGUCAAUGGAGAGAGAGAGUGGUGAUGCAAGUUCCCCCAACACGUAAUUUGACGUUGUUGGAUGGUUUAAUUACAAAUAUUAAAUAAAACCGUCCAAUAAUCAAAAUUUCCUUAUAAUCCCACAUCAUUAACAAUGAAAUAUGUUGUUGGUCUAAAGAAUGUGGAUGAAGACAGAGAAAUGGGGGUUGAAUUUGAAGUUCAUCCUCUUUCUCUCGCUUCUUUAUGUUGCUUUAUCAGAGGACUUUCACUCCCAAGGAAGUCCAAUCAAGGUGAAAGAUGGGUGCACAAAGUGUGAGAAUAAGGUGGAAGAUGCCGAUAAAUAUGUCUGUUGUGGAGACUGUACUUACCCAGAAAUGAUAUAUGAUACCUCAUCAGGGUACUGCAAAAGUGGCGCACAAUUGAUUUUACAGCCAAAACCUAAAGAGGUGUUUAAAUGGGUUGCCGGACCAUGGUCAACGUGUUCAAUACCUUGUGGUGAUGGGAUUCGCAGACGAAGAGUUGAUUGUUUUGCAGUCAUCGAAGACACAGCUUCCCUUGAUUAUCCAGUAUAUGAUGAUCAUUGCUUAAACCAAGAAAAGCUCGUUGUACAAGAGCCAUGCAAUCUACAAAGUUGUGUUGCAGAUGUAAUAAGCAAUAAUGUCAAACAAAAGGGAAGACAUAGUAAAACAUCUAUGUCAAUUAUCACAGUUCUCAUCUUCCUUGGAAUUGUUGCUGUUGUUGUUCUUGGAAUUGCAGGUUUAGUUUUUCACAGAAGGAGAACAUGUAAUGAAUCAGGUUAUGUUUACAUCAUGAUGGAAGGAUUUACAUGAGAUUUAGUUGCACUAUGGCUUUAACUCUUUUGAUAAAAAGUUUUCAAUUGAUUUACAUUAUUCUUUGAAGGGGUAAAUUGAUUAACAUCAUGAAGUGUAAAUAUACAAUCAGAAAACUACAAAUUUGAGAUUGUUGAGAUGUAAAUGUAGUUAUUAUA
This is a messenger RNA of Beta vulgaris subsp. vulgaris (sugar beet), 1034 nucleotides long. RefSeq lists its product as hypothetical. The transcript has 5 exons. The record is from RefSeq and is a predicted model, not a curated record. The coding region runs from base 226 to 876 and encodes 216 amino acids. Lineage: Eukaryota; Viridiplantae; Streptophyta; Magnoliopsida; Caryophyllales; Amaranthaceae.